CCUAACAUGCAACCCGGACACGCAACACGCAGCAUGCAGAGGGCAGAUGCAGCAAGCAGGUGGAUAUGCAAUGCGCUGCGAACGACGGUAACAUACGAGCAGGCACACAACGUCGCACACGCGCCACCCCAGCAACCUGAAGGCGGCGUGCGUGCGUGCGUGCGUGCGUGGUGCACCAUGACUCCAUACGCACAUACCGCCCAUCCCCAGGUGGCCAGCCAGUGCAGAUCGACCAGUCACACACAAACACGCCCUUACAACAACCACGCACGGGGUUCUGGGGGUGUAUGAGAGCGCACCGCCGCCCCAGUCUCCACGGCGGAGAGGGGCGGCAGGCGGCCGACCCGUAGACACCCUCAGGGCAUACCCAUACACAUCACCGCAGGGAAAAGCAGGAGGGCGGCAAGACACACACACAGACCACGGCCACACCCACACCCACACCCCUACACACACGCACACGCACCCAUACCCACACCCACACAUACACGCAGGAAUACCAAUACCUUACACGCAUACCCACGCCCACACCCACACCCACACUCACACCCCUACACACUUACACACACACACACACACACACACAGAGGCACAUGGAACGCACAGUGUGGCGAGGAAAAGACCUAGUGGGGUGAAUAGGGGCCCCUCCCCCAGACCUCGUCUCUGGGGAAGGGGCGGAUGAAUGGUGUGGCGGCCACUCUUGCCGCGCACCUCAAGAGCACACUCGCGCCUGACUGCACACGACAAGAGGACCCACCAUCGGGCCACGACACGGCCCGUCGAGAAAUCCCUGUCGUCCCUGUAGUGAGCUUCAUUCACUGCCUUGCCUAGCUUGUGCAAAAAGGUCUCCAUAGUCGAAGACCAGCGUCCAUACGACUCGAAGGUCAAAGGCAAAAGCAUGUACCCUCCCCGUGCACAGGCAACGGCAUACACGUCCCUCUUGCGCUUCUCGGCCACGCGAAGGGCCGAGCCAGGCCGCUGGUUGGUGAGGUUCCUGGGUUCGCCUGGGCGGUCGUCGUGGGUGGGGUGAGUGCCGGUGACGUCAGCCAUGAUCUUCGAGCCGUCAUGCUGAGUGAUCACCAGGUCCAUCCGCUGUUUGUCGGUCGUUUGCGGGAGUGGGCACUGGCGGUCACGCAGAAGCUGCUCGGUCUUCACGCUGGGGCAUCGGGCCUCCUUGCAGAUGCGAUAGACGGUCGCUUGGACGGUGUUGUGUCGACUGGUGAGGUAGCCGCGAUUGGGGCACUUGACCAUGUGGUCGCCACGGGGGUCGCAGGGCUUCGUGCACGCCCCACACGUCGUCGGUCCCUUCGCCAGGCCGAGCUGGAACUGCACAUAAUUGUUGAUGUUGUGGGUUGGCUGCAUGGUGGUUUGCGUCUGAUCGGCUGUUCGGUUUGUGUCAGGAUGCUGCUGCCAUUCAUGUUAUCGUGUGAUUGCCGUCAGGGAGGGCGAUGCGGUCAUCUCCAGCGACCUGGGCAGUCUGUUCGACGUGACUGGACAAAAAAGUGGCCGGGUCACAGGCAGUUCGAAGGGUUGUCUUGGCCCGCGACAACAAGACAGUAGUUUCCUAUCCUGACCAGCCCUUCGUCCCAGACGAG
Vitrella brassicaformis is the source of this 1595-nucleotide messenger RNA. NCBI's taxonomy places the organism in Eukaryota, Vitrellaceae. The record is from the annotation of a GenBank genome assembly.